This is a messenger RNA of Wasmannia auropunctata (little fire ant), 309 nucleotides long. RefSeq lists its product as uncharacterized. Gene Ontology annotation, biological process: translational elongation; peptide biosynthetic process. Bases 1 to 309 code for a protein of 102 amino acids. Gene Ontology annotation, cellular component: cytoplasm. The record is from RefSeq and is a predicted model, not a curated record. Lineage: Eukaryota; Metazoa; Arthropoda; Insecta; Hymenoptera; Formicidae. The transcript has a single exon. Gene Ontology annotation, molecular function: translation elongation factor activity.
AUGCAGUCUUACGACCAGCUUGAGCUGCAGCGCGAUUUUGUGGGCGAGCGCGCCGCCUUUCUGCAAGACGGCAUGAAGGUGACGGUCGAGCUUUAUGAAGAGCGGCCGAUAGGCAUAAGCCUGCCGGAUCAAGUGGUGCUGGCGGUUAAGGAAGCCGAUCCCGUGGUAAAAGGGCAGACUGCCGCUUCCUCUUAUAAGCCUGCGCUUUUGGAAAAUGAUAUUCGCAUUUUGGUGCCGCCCUUUAUCGCCGCGGGCGAGCGCAUUAUUGUCGAUACCAAUGAGAUUGCCUAUUUGCGCCGCGCCGAUUAG